Prorocentrum cordatum is the source of this 156-nucleotide messenger RNA. NCBI's taxonomy places the organism in Eukaryota, Dinophyceae, Prorocentrales, Prorocentraceae. The record is from the annotation of a GenBank genome assembly.
GCGACCGGCGGCACCAUGAACAUUCGGGCCCAAACCAGACGUUGCACCGCGCUGCGAGGCGGCGGGCGAGCUCCAGACUACAUCGUCUCACGCGUCUGCCGACGCGGGCCCAGCCCCGUCUUUGCGAUCCCCGACUCGCUCUACCUGCGCGGCAAG